Molecule: messenger RNA, 2514 nt
Organism: Verticillium nonalfalfae
Lineage: Eukaryota; Fungi; Ascomycota; Sordariomycetes; Glomerellales; Plectosphaerellaceae
Gene: APL4
Product: clathrin associated protein complex large subunit
Exons: 5
Coding region: 1-2514 (837 amino acids)
Biological process (GO): intracellular protein transport; Golgi to vacuole transport; receptor-mediated endocytosis
Cellular component (GO): AP-1 adaptor complex; membrane coat; Golgi apparatus
Molecular function (GO): clathrin-cargo adaptor activity
Source: RefSeq, a predicted model, not a curated record
AUGGCCUCGCUUAAACAAUUCAUUCGCAACGUUCGCGCCGCCAAGACAAUCGCAGACGAACGAGCGGUCAUCCAAAAAGAAAGCGCUUCGAUUCGAGCAAGCUUCCGAGAAGAGAGCCAUGAUCCUGGUGUUCGGCGCAACAAUGUCGCGAAGCUCCUAUAUCUCUUCACACUUGGAGAGAGAACGCAUUUCGGCCAGAUCGAAUGUCUGAAGCUCCUAGCAUCACCACGUUUUGCCGACAAAAGGCUCGGCCAUUUAGCCACAAGUUUGCUCCUUGACGAAAACCAAGAGGUCUUGACCCUCGUCACCAACUCCUUGAAAAAUGACCUUGGUCAUUCCAACCAAUAUAUCGUCGGCCUAGCCCUCUGCACUCUGGGCAACAUCGCGUCUGUCGAGAUGUCUAGGGAUCUUUUUGCUGAAGUCGAACAAUGCAUCGCCACCUCGAAUCCUUAUAUCCGCAGGAAAGCAGCCCUUUGUGCGAUGCGCAUUUGUCGAAAGGUGCCCGAUCUCCAGGAACACUUCGUCGAGAAGGCAGCUCAUCUUCUCUCGGAUCGAAACCAUGGUGUUCUGCUCUCAGGCCUAACGCUUGUCACGAGCUUAUGCGAGGCUGAGGAGGAAGAAGGGGGCGAGGAAGGCAUCGUGGAUAAGUUCAAGCAGUUCGUCCCUCAGCUUAUCCGAACACUCAAAGGGCUCGCCACGUCAGGCUAUGCUCCGGAGCACGACGUCACUGGUAUCACGGAUCCAUUUGUCCAGGUCAAGAUUCUACGAUUGCUACGAGUACUUGCAGUUGGUGAUGCGCAGGUCAGUGAACAAAUCAACGAUAUCCUGGCCCAGGUAGCAACGAACACCGAUUCCUCCAAGAACGUGGGCAACUCUAUUUUGUACGAGGCUGUUCGGACAAUUUUGGACAUCGAAGCUGACUCCGGACUUCGUGUUCUCGGUGUCAACAUUCUGGGGAAGUUCCUUUCCAACAGGGACAACAAUAUCCGUUACGUUGCUCUGAACACUCUCAUCCGAGUGGUGGCUAUCGAGCCGAAUGCCGUUCAGAGGCACCGUAACACGAUCCUUGAGUGUCUGAGGGACCCGGAUAUCAGUAUCAGGCGGCGAGCCCUGGAUCUCAGUUUCACUCUCAUUAACGAAAGCAACGUUCGUGUUCUGAUCAGGGAGCUCCUCGCCUUCCUCGAGGUGGCCGAUAGCGAGUUCAAGCCCACAAUGACAAGCCAGAUUGGCAUGGCCGCAGACAAGUACGCUCCCAACAAACGAUGGCACGUGGACACGAUGCUGCGCGUGUUGACCUUGGCCGGCAACUACGUUAAGGAACCUAUUAUGGCCUCCUUCAUACGUCUUGUGGCGACCACUACAGAGCUGCAGACAUAUGCCGUCCAGAAGCUCUACACCAGCCUUAAGAAGGACAUCACACAGGAAAGCUUGACGCAGGCUGGCUCUUGGUGUAUCGGAGAAUACGGCGACGCGCUUCUUCGAGGUGGACAGUACGAGGAGGAAGAACUGGUGCAGGAAGUCAAGGAACAUGAGAUAAUUGACCUCUUCGCGUCGAUUCUUAACAGCAGCUACGCCACACAAGUGGCGACAGAGUAUAUCGUAACUGCACUCAUGAAGCUGACAACAAGGCUGGCCGACCCUGCGCAGAUUGAACGGGUGAGACGUUUGCUGCAGGCAAACCAGACCAGCCUUGAUGUCGAGGUGCAGCAGCGAGCCGUCGAAUAUGGCAACCUUUUCUCGCACGAUCAAAUCCGUCGGGGUGUGCUCGAGAAGAUGCCUCCUCCGCAGAUCAAGGAAGAAUCGAGGGUUUUGGGACCUGCUACAACAAAGAAGAAGUCCAACAAGGCAGCCAACAGAAAGUCCAAGAUCAUCAAGCCAACCGAAGAAGACCUUCUCUUCGACAUCAAUAGCGACGCACCGGCUGGCGUAUCAGCACCUGUUGGCGGCCAGAACAACGCCGAUCUGCUUGCUGACAUUCUCGGUGGCAGUGGUACAUCGUCACCUGCGCCAAAUGCUGCAUCACCCCCACCCCAGCAGUCGAACGUUGCAAGCAUCAUGGACAUGUUUGGCCCCAACCCAGGCCAGUCUGCACCAUCACCUGCGCCUGGUGGCUCUAGCUUAGACAUUAUGUCAUCCAUGUCUGGUACACCGCCGCCUGCACAGGCAGUCCCGCAGGCCUCUGCGGGCAUUCCUUGCUACGACGGCAACGAUCUCAAUGUUUCAUUCCAAGUGCAGCGCAAUGCCGAGGGGCUAGUGCAAGCUACGGCUCGGUUCCGGAACACUUCGGGUUCUGUCACACUCUCGAACGUCGGUCUGCAAGCGGCUGUGCCGAAAUCGCAGAAGCUACAGCUCAUGGCCAUUUCUAGCACGGAUCUCAGCCCGGGAGCUGAUGCGAGCCAGGUAAUGAGGGUAUCUGGCGUCAAGGGGCCACUGAGGUUGCGUUUGAGGAUUCAGUUCGUUCAUCCCUCUGCGGGACAGUUGACAGAGCAAGUGAAUUGGACAGAAGCGCAGUGA